Ramularia collo-cygni is the source of this 270-nucleotide messenger RNA. RefSeq lists its product as uncharacterized. The coding region runs from base 1 to 270 and encodes 89 amino acids. The transcript has a single exon. The record is from RefSeq and is a predicted model, not a curated record. NCBI's taxonomy places the organism in Eukaryota, Fungi, Ascomycota, Dothideomycetes, Mycosphaerellales, Mycosphaerellaceae.
AUGAUCUGCCUUCUUAUCGAUGAACGCCUGGAGCGCGAUGCGUCUCGCGCGGAAUCUCCCCUCCCCUUCAGACGUACGGGCUUCAACAGCAGACAGCCGCUCAGAGAGUCCAGGAAGAUACUCUACAAGUUUGAGAAGCAGAGUUGGAUGGCGCUGGAUGUUGCUCCUUUUGGCGAGAAGGAUGCCGAUGAAGCCGUGGAAGUUUCCGCGCGGUCGGCCGUUGCCCGGGAAGAAGGGAUGUGCGCAGGCGUGGAGAAAUUCGAAGCGUAA